AACUUAUAAAGUGGGUCAGUUAUCAAGUUGUACACAUAUAACUAUUGUACUUUGAUUUCGCCUCCCCUUUAUCUUGCAGUAACAAAAGGACUAUAGAUCAAAUUAUAAAGGACACAUAAUUUAUUAUAAAAACGGUAUGAACAUGGAAGUAUCCGGAAGAAAAGUGUUUAAUGAUGGUAAUAAUUUCCUUUGUAAGCCUUGUGAAGAAAGUGAAGUAUCUACGCGUGCUGAUGGUUUGUGUAGGGAGUGCGGGGAGCAUAUGUGUAAACCUUGUUUUGAUACACAUAAAAAAUAUAAGCUAAAUCGCGGACAUACAUUGUCCAACUCUGACGAGACAGUUGCAGAAACAGAAAAGGCCGAAGAUUUAGAGAAAUGCGAGCAGCACUUCAGUGAGCUGAUAAAGUUUUAUUGUCCAGAACACGAGAAAGUUGGAUGUGGUGACUGUAUGAUUCUUGAACACAAAACCUGCAAAGUCGAGUAUAUUCGUGACAAGGCGAGAGUGUUAAAAAGCAGCCAGGAGUUCAAAACUCUUGUCCAAGGAGCCGAGAAGUAUCUCUGUGAAGCAAAAGAUAUUUCAUCCUCUAUUAAGCAAAACAAGAAACAAGCUCUAGAUAUCAAUAAGAAGUUCCACAAGAAUGUAAACAUGUUCAAAGAAGAAUUGAUUUCACAUGUCAAUAAACUGUCAAAUGCCAUAUUAAAGCAAGGAGAAAAAAUUAAGGUGAAUGACGUGAAGAAUAUGGAUGUGUUAGAAAAGGAAAAUGAAGACUUGAUAAUUGAAAUAUCGCGCUUGACUGAAGUGUUUGAGUCACAGAUUGACCAACCUCAAAAACUCUUUGUAAGUUCAGUUUUACAAAAACCUAAACUGAAUCAACUUCGAGAACAACUCGACAGUAUACAAGACAGAAACAAGAUUGAAAGUUACGAGUUUCAACGUAAUAAUAACCUAGAGCGUUCCGUUAAAGAUAGUAAACAAAUUGGAAGUGUACACAGAAUUAAGCCGAGGAAUGAAACGGAUGUAAAAGAAGAAAUCAAACCAAAAGAAAGAACCCCUCUGCCUCAAGUCCCUGUGCCCAGGAAACCCCAGCCCUUUCUGGACAGACAACUGAUCUGCAGAAACAUUGCUGUUGAUGGUGAAUAUCUCAGUUACGCGGAUAAUGGAAGUGGUGAUGUUGGGCUGUUUGUGGACAAGGACUGGACAAUACUUUGAAGUAGAGAUAUUAAGCUUGGGCCAACGUGGUACUAUUGCUAUAGGUGUAGUACCACGUGAUUAUCCAGAAAAUCAUCAGCCCGGAUGGGGAGAAUAUUCUAUAGGAUAUCAUGCAGACGACGGCUUGU
Mercenaria mercenaria is the source of this 1335-nucleotide messenger RNA. RefSeq names its product SPRY domain-containing protein 3-like. Gene Ontology annotation, molecular function: zinc ion binding; protein binding. Lineage: Eukaryota; Metazoa; Mollusca; Bivalvia; Venerida; Veneridae. The record is from RefSeq and is a predicted model, not a curated record. The transcript has 5 exons. The coding region runs from base 137 to 1207 and encodes 356 amino acids.